This is a messenger RNA of Plasmodium relictum, 2463 nucleotides long. Its product is annotated as GTP-binding protein, putative. Gene Ontology annotation, cellular component: mitochondrion. The coding region runs from base 1 to 2463 and encodes 820 amino acids. The transcript has a single exon. Gene Ontology annotation, molecular function: GTP binding. The record is from RefSeq and is a predicted model, not a curated record. Lineage: Eukaryota; Apicomplexa; Aconoidasida; Haemosporida; Plasmodiidae.
AUGAUAUUUAGUUCUAAAUGCUUAAAAUAUUGUAUAAUAAGAAAUUCCUUUUUCAUAAAAAAAAAAAAUCUAAUAAAAUUUGUUCAUGGAAGAAAUCUAAAAUUUUUUCAUUUAAGUAACAUUUAUAAAAAUUUAAAAGUAGAAGAAGAUUAUUUUUAUAUCAAUCCCUUACGAAAACUUAGUUGUAUUGGUUGUGGUGAGUUUUUGCAAACAACUAAUGAAAAAAAAAGUGGCUAUGUUCCAUUUAGUGUUUAUGAAAAAUACAGUAAUGGAAGAUUAAAAUUCUAUACCAAAGUAAAAGGAGAAGAAGUAGAUUCAAUUCCAGACGGUGUUAAAGUUGAUGUUAAUAAUUUCUCUAAUUUUAGAGUAAAAACAAAAAUUGUUUUAUGUAAAAGAUGCUAUAGAUUACAACAUUAUAAAAUUGCUGAUGUAAAAUGUGAAGUUGAUAUUAAUAGAAUUGAAAAUAUAAUAAAAUGUAGAAAACAGUUACAAGAGGAUAUUAAGAAAAAAGCAGAAAAUACGAAAAAAAAAUCUUUAGAAAAAGCAGAAAAAAAUAACAAUGAAUCAGAAAAUGAAGAAACUAAAAACGAAAAUAAAAAUUACUACAAUAAUAUAAAUAAACAUGAUAUUAAUAAUAAUAAUAAUGAUAAAAGUGAUAUCUUUGAAAAGGAUGAAAUGAAAAAAAAUUUAUCAAGUGAAAGUAGUUGCAAUAAAUUAAAUGGGAACAAAGAAGGUGUAUUUAAUAAUUGGAAUAAUGAAAAAUAUGAUAAAAUUAAUUUUAACAAUAUGGUAUUUAUAAACAAAAAAAUGAAUAAAUAUUUUAAAAAUAUUUUAAAAGAUAAUAAAAAUCAACAGGAAUACGAUUAUUCUAAAGAAAAAACAAGAGAUUUUCAAAAAAUGGAAGCCAGUAAUACAAAAAAUGGAAGUAUCAUACAAAUGCAAACGAAAGAUAGUUAUACUGACAAAAAGAAUAAAGAAAUAGAAUAUCCAACUCCAAAUGAUAAAACUGAAAAAGUUAUUUCUAAAAAAUUAAAUAAUGAGGAAUUUAAAAAAGAAGAAAGUUAUUAUCAGGAUAAUUCGUAUAACAUUGAUAAAAGAAGUAUUAAUAUUUAUGAAAAGAAAGAUAUAUUAAAAAAAAGAAAUGAUGCUAAAAUGUUAGAUGUAGAAAAGAUGGAUAUAAGUACAGCUAAAUAUAUAGAAGGAGAUAGAAACCACAUAAUGAAUAACUUAAUUAAAAAAAUGAAAAAAAAAUCUUUAGUUUUAUAUUUAAUUGAUAUCACCAAUAUUGAAAAUACAAUACUUCCUGAACUAUACAUAGGUUGCAAAAAUAAAGAUAUAAAUAUAAUUUGGCUGGUAAAUAAAGUAGAUUGUUUACCCAAAUCAACUAAUUUAGAAAUUGUGAAAAUGUGGUUUCGAAAUUUAGUUAGGCAAAUAAAGAAUUCUCAUAUAAAUGAUUUAAUAUUUAUAUCUGCACUAAAAUUUUAUAAUUAUAAUAUUUUGGAAGAAAGAAUGAAAUACUAUGUAGAUUUAGAUAAAGGAAUUGAUAUAUAUAUUGUUGGAUGUGUAAAUGUUGGAAAAUCUACUUUUAUUAAUUCAUUUUUAAAGUAUAUAAAUUAUAAACAUAUUGGAGAUAUUUAUAACAAAAGAAAAAAAGGGGGUGUUACAACUUCGAGCAUUCCAUAUACAACUUUAAAUUAUAAUGUAUUUAAAUUAAAAAAAAAUAUAAAUAUUAUUGAUACAAUUGGGAUACCAACAAAAUAUCAGUAUUCUUCUAUAUUAUAUAAAGAUAUUGAUUUAAACAGUAUAAGUAUAAAUAAAAGAAUACAACCAUUUACGUAUAAAUUAAAAGAAGAUUCUUCUAUAAUUUUAGGAAGCUUAUGCUAUAUCAAUUUAAUUUAUGGAAACUUUUGUUUAUUAACAUUUUAUAUGUCUAAUAAAGUUACUAUUCAUAUGUGCAAAAGUGAAAAAAUUCAGGCUUUUCUAGAAAAAAAAAAAUGUUCUUUUUUAUAUCCACCUCAUAUAAAAGAUGAUUUUGAUUUAUUAAAACCAUUUGUUAAACAUACUAUUAAAGUUUAUGGAAAGGAUUUUGAAAGUGUAGAUGAUAUUGUUAUAUCUGAUUUAUGUUGGUUUUCAUUAACAGGCCAGGGUAUAAAGGUACUAGAAAUUUUCGCACCCAAAAAUAUCAAAAUAUAUAGGAGACCAUCAAUGAUAACUGACGCCAUUAAACAUACCCAAAUUGAUGUAUUUAAAUAUAAAUCUUAUCGGGGAAGAACAAGCAAAAUUUUGAAAAAGAAAAAAAAAUUAAUUGAAGAGUUAGAUAGAUUAUCCCCAAAUAGAAGAGUGGAAAUGAAAAAUCUUACCUUGCAAAGAGAAAAGUCACAACUUGAAAACUUAAAUAAUUUCAAUGAAACAUCUAUUAUUAGUGAUAAUAAAGAUAUAGAAAAUAUUGUACAUUAUUUAUAA